CAGAGCCGGACGGCGGGAGGCGGCGGAGCGUGUGAAGCGUGGUGAGACGAUGUCGAGCAGGAGGAGCGUCGGUGACCCGGAGUACUUAACCAGGCGCAUCCCUCAGAACCCCCGGUACCAACACAUCAAAACCUGCCUCGAUACCGGAUGCAGUCUGACAAAAUACAUUGAGAAGCUGGAGGAAAUCAAAAGAAAUUACAGGUACAGAAAGGACGAGCUGUUCAAAAGGCUGAAAGUGACAACUUUUGCCCAAUUGGUCGUUCAGGUUGCUUCUCUGUCUGAUGAAACCUUAGAAGUGACGAAUGAGGAGAUCCACAGACUGGAAGAUGGCAAUUCUGCUGCUUCAGAUGCCGAGCUCACAGCGGGGACAAAUGGCCAAGGGAGCCCCAAUGGGACACCCCCCAGCCCUGUCCUGUUCAUAAACAGCACCGGAGGUGGAGAAUCGUAUCGGUCCACGCUGCAGAGUCUGAUCAGUGGUGUCGGUGAGUUGGACAUAGAAAAGGACACUCCUAAGAAAGCAGACACCCAGGCAAAGGAUACUCCUUAUCCUGACUGCCCCUUCCUGCUGUUGGAUGUACGAGAACGCGAUGCUUACGACCAGUGUCACAUAAUUGGAGCUUAUUCUUAUCCUAUUACAAUGCUGUCUAGAGCCAUGAAUCCAUAUACAAACAGUAUUCUGGAAUAUAAAAAUGCCCAUGGAAAGAUUAUAAUUUUGUACGACGACGACGAACGGCUCGCCAGCCAGGCUGCCACCACCAUGUGUGAGAGGGGCUUUGAGAACUUGUUCAUGUUGUCUGGAGGGCUGAAGGUGCUUGCACAGAAGGUCCCAGAAGGACUCGUCACUGGCUCGCUCCCCAUCUCCUGCCAGGUGGCAGCUCCCCCAGGGUCUGCCCAAAGAAAGGCUGUUCCCAAAGUGCCACCUGCACGUGCUGAGAGCAAAUGGAGGUACUCAGCAGAAGAUCUGCAGAAGAUUAAGUACUACCUCGAAGAGGAGCAGCUUCCUUCAGACACUGCCAGUCGCCUUAGCCGUGGCUCUUCAGGACGCGAUUCCAAAGCAACGACAGCACGGAGCAGCCCCAGCCUCCCCAGCACGGCAGGAUCCCGCGUGCUCAGCAGGAGCAGCUUCCAGAACAGGCCGUGGAAAUAAGCAGCCGUCUCUCCUUCCACUGAAUAAAUGAGAGUCCAGGUUCUGGGAACGCUGAGCAGUGCAGCCCUGUUUGUCAUUUUAGGAAUCCGCUGUGGAAAGCGGUGGUGAUGUAUGAAAUGGCAGCUUGGAUAAGGCUGGGGAGAUGGAAGGGUUGAUGUGACGUCUUGUAGGAGCAGCGUCACGUUGGCAAAGUGACCUUCAGGACAGGGGAGGGGGGAAAACUGGUAGUGAAGCCCGUGACCAAGUAGCAAUGGAUCUGUAAGACCUGCAGCUCAGACUGAGGAAUUGUGUCUGGAGCAAACGUUCCUCUGUGCCCGGCUCAAAGCUGCAGGCUCUGUGCUAACGGUGAAAGGAAACGGGUCAGAAAAUUGUGAGCAGGAACCGUGGUGUUUUGUGGCAGGGAUGGAUGUUGAGCAAAUUGCCAAAAUGGUGGAGAGGAUUCUGUCACUCUCUUGUGUUUAUUUAUUAAGUGUUUGUAAUAAAGAUGUUCUGGGAAAUAAC
Lagopus leucura (white-tailed ptarmigan) is the source of this 1648-nucleotide messenger RNA. RefSeq names its product centrosomal protein 41 (gene CEP41). Lineage: Eukaryota; Metazoa; Chordata; Aves; Galliformes; Phasianidae. The transcript has 11 exons. The record is from RefSeq and is a predicted model, not a curated record. Gene Ontology annotation, biological process: protein polyglutamylation; cilium assembly. The coding region runs from base 50 to 1147 and encodes 365 amino acids. Gene Ontology annotation, cellular component: ciliary basal body.